AGUUCAUGCAAGGCUGGCCGUGAGGGAAGUGACGAGUGGGGCUGUUGUUGGGACACGUGACUGGGGGAGCUGCACUGAUCUGUUUUGACAAGCAGCAGUGAGGAGGGAAGUGAGGAGGGGAGGCAGACUGUAAGCAUCACGACUAGAAGGGACUCACUGUUCCUCCUUUCAUCUGCAUUUCGGCCAACUAACACCAAUAUCGAGCUCUAGUUUCAGCAGUGGGCGACACAUCAGCUGCUGUUAGCUAGUAACGGCUCAGGGGGACGGCUACCGUCGUGAGCGACGCGCUGGGACCGGAGACUGUUUGUUGUCGGGGUGAAAAGUUUUAGUGACGGUCACAAAGGAAGUCAGCACAGGUGUUGUUUCUAGCGUUGAGUGGAUGGCGACGGUUCUAGCGCUGUGCACGGACAGAAAGUGGACCAUAUCUCUGUUGUUUAUCACUUUGUGAGAUGACUGAUAAGCUGAAUAUGUUCUCGUCCUAGCAAAAAAAAACAUUGAAUACUGAGAGCGUCCUCCUACCUGCGCUACGUUGGGGGUUGGGGUGUUUGGGAGGUCGUCGUCGUCGUCACCAGUAGACGCUUAAACCCUCACUGUAUAGAUAAGGUUAGUUAGUUGUGUGUUGAGUGUGCGACCCCCUCUGCUCUGGAGUAGUGUCGUACUAGUGAGCAGCCAGCGUUACAGGAGCGGACACAGACAUGCAUCGCGACGUAACUGUGGUUCAGGUGCAGGAAUUUCAGACGAGCUGUGAGACAAGCCAGCUUCACUAGUUUAUUUGCUCAGGUUGGUUUGCUGGCUAGUGUGCGGGUUGACAACUGCAUUACCAAACGCUGUCUGUUAGUGGCUAUCAGCUGUCUUUGUAUCAGUCAGUUGAAAAAUACAGUGCGAUUCGAUGGAAGCGUACAGUAGCAUGCUAACAAAGCAAUGCUUUGUUGUUGGAUAGGGGGCAGUUGGCACCAACACACAGGCUUCACAGCUGAUAUUAUUGCUUAGCUAAGACGGCAGGUCUCAGGCACAGAGGGUGUGGGGGUCCAGACUCCGUUGCAUUGCUGUCAAGGCAGCGUGUGACAGAGAAAGAGAAGACGGAGGACCCCGCAAGAUACCCUGAAGGCAACCUGAUGACACUGGACAAUAUGAAGCCCGAGCGAGAUGCAACAGAGGAGUUUUUCGAGUAUGAUGCAGAGGAGUUCCUGGUGUUCCUGACCUUGCUCAUCACAGAGGGACGGACACCAGAAUAUUCUGUGAAGGGCAGGACCGAGGGGAUGCAUUGUCCACCAGCCCAGUCGGCCAUGCCACCUCUUCACAAGCAUGAAUGCAGCGACAAACUGCCCCAGUGUCGACAGGCGCGGCGAACCCGUUCGGAGGUGAUCCUGCUUUGGAGGAACAGUAUCCCCAUCAUGAUCGAGGUCAUGCUCCUGCCAGACUGUUGCUAUGGUGAUGAGUGCCCGCCGAGCGACCCCAUCAGUGACCCGGUCAUCAAACAAGAUGCUCUGCUGCUAGAGAGAUGGACCCUGCAGCCAGUCCCAAGACAAAGCGGUGAUCGUUUCAUCGAAGAGAAGACCCUGCUGUUGGCUGUUCGAUCUUACGUCUUCUUCUCCCAGCUCAGCGCCUGGCUCAGCGCCUCCCAUGGCAUCGUCCCCAGAAACAUCCUGUACAGGAUCAGUGCUGCUGAUGAAGAGUUGGUGUGGCAGUUCUCCCAGCCGCCUUCAGAGCACAUUUUCCCCAUCCCCAAUGUUUCCCAGAGUGUUGCACUGCAGGUUCGCGUCCAGUCGCUGCCCCGCCAACCCACCUACCCCACCCUGGCCUGCAGCAUCCAUACUGGCCUGCCUCUGCUUUACAGCAAGACCCCCAGCCUCAAUCCAAACCUCAACAGCCAUGGUGGCCUGACCACCCACAAAAAGAGCCAGGACCCCAGCAAAAACAGCCUCCUUCACAAUUCUAACAUGUACAGCAAGAGCUCCAACUCCAUGUCUGGCCUUCUCCUCAAUGGAUUACCCAUCCCUAAUCUUCCCAUCAACAACAUCCCCAUUAAUAGCCUUCCCCACACUGCUGUGCCACCUCCCUACAGCAAGAAGAGCCAGGAGCCCGGUGAGAACCACACGUAUCAGAACGGAGAGCUUCCACAGGUUAAUGUCCCACAACGUCAGGGCUCCCCACUGUUUCACAGACCUUCCCACUCCCACUCCCCCACGCCCCCCCGCUCACACUCUCCCUCCCCACUGCCCACAAGUAAAGCAGGGAAGUGGCUGUACUCGGCCCUCAAUGGUUCCUCUGACCCCACACAAGUAGACGAGUAUGGGUCUGGCACCAACAGCAGUGACAGGUCUAAGGGGCCUAUCCCCCAACCACUGAGAGCUUUUAAGAACUUCUCCUUGGCUGAGCCACCCAGGUGCCCCUCACCUAGGCCCACUGCAAGCGAAACAAACCCCCUGAUUGGCUCACUGCUGCAGGAGAGACAGGAAGUUAUUGCCCGCAUCGCACAGAGGCUCAACUUCUGCGACCCCACAGCACCGCCACUUCCCCCCGGCCUUUUUGCUUCUGACAACCCUCCCAAAGCCAUGUGGGGCAGUAACCACGAGGACAUAACUGCCAGUAAGACCAAAGAGCCAGAGGUACCGCCCUAUGAGUCUGUGGGCCGUGUGUGGCCCACCCCCUUCAACACGCCCGUGACUGACCCUUCUUUCAGCAAACGGGAGAGCUCCUCCCCUAAACCUGCAGCCUGCAGGAAGCUGAAAAUGACUGAGACAAGAGACAGAGAGGAGGAAAGGAAUGGAGAGAGGGAGAGAGACAGAGAUAAAGACAAAAACAAGGAGAGGGAGACAGAGAGAGACAGCUCCCUCAUUGCCCAGGCAGUACAAGACAUUACCAGACUCAUCCAGGAGAGACUGUCUGUCCCCUCUCUGUCGCCCAGGCACAGCAGAAGCAGCAGCCCUCUGCACCACACGCACACAACCACAGUCACACACACAGUCCGUACAUACUCACACACGGCACACAUCCCACAAGCCUCACACACUGCCACCAACGGUUACACCAACGGCCACAUACCCAGCCACGAACCUCAACGUGGCACGCACACCGCUGCCACAAACGCGCCCGUUUGCACAGACAAGCCCCGAUUCAACCCGGGGUCCGAACGCCAUUCUCCCAGGGCCCAAAAUGGUGCCCACUUUACACUUGAAGAACCCUCGUUUAAAGGCCAGUUCCACACCCAGGCUGGCCAGCGUUUACAAACUCCCAUGCAGGAAAAGCUCAGAGUCCAGACACCCAGCAGCCAUGAAACCCGCUCUGCCUCCCCUGUCCUUGAGAACGGCCCGAGGAGUGCGCAGAUCUUUAGUUGGACUUGCAAUGACGCCAGCUCAGCCAUGAACUGUAACAUAAACCACAACCACAGCAAGCCUCAGCCUCAGCCUCACUCCCAGAUGCAGACGCAGACCUGCACUCCUCCCCAGGCCUCCGCCUUCCGGGAUGAGAACCAGGCGCCCUCGGAGUCUGGAUGCUCCAGCACCCCCAGUCCAGACAUGACCCCCCCUGCUACGGUUCUCCGAGCUCACAGCCCCUCCCCUCUGCGUCCCUGCAACAGCUGGAAGAAACAGAAUCGCCACUCAUUAGACGCCACCGCGACAAAGGCCUUCCACCCCUGCACUGGCCUGCCUCUGCUCUCCAGCCCUGUUCCUCAGAGGAGAAAUCAAACAGGCUACUUUGACCUGGACACCUCUCUGGCUGGCUGUAAGGGUUUGCCUUGGGCCUCUGGGAAAAGGGUGUGUCCAAAGACAGAGGGGUACACAGAGGAGUCACAACAGCUGUUCAGUGCCAGCGCUCCACCUGCCAGUCUCAGCCUGCUGGGAAACUUUGAGGAGUGUGUGCUGAACUACCGUCUGGAGCCUUUAGGGACUGUGGAGGGUUUCACAGCUGAGGUUGGAGCCAGUGGGUCUUUCUGCCCCAGUCACCUGACCUUACCUGUGGAUGUGUCAUUCUACAGUGUCUCCGAUGACAACGCUCCCUCACCAUAUAUGGGUGUGAUAAACCUGGAGUCCCUGGGGAAAAGGGGCUACCGUGUACCUCCAUCAGGAACCAUUCAAGUGACCUUAUUCAACCCUAACAAGACGGUGGUUAAGAUGUUUGUUGUGAUGUACGACCUCCGAGCCAUGCCAGCUGGACACCAGACCUUCCUACGCCAGAGGACCUUUUCUGUUCCCGCCCGCCGUGACGCAUAUUAUCAGACCAGCAGGAAGCCCCACAGCCUGGGCCAGGUUCGCACCUUGCGCUACCUUGUUCAUCUGAGGUUCCAGAGCUCUAAGUCUGGGAAGAUCUACCUCCAUAGGGACAUUCGUCUGCUGUUUUCUAGGAAGUCCAUGGAGGUGGACAGUGGUGCUGCCUAUGAACUCCAAUCCUUCACAGAGUCCCCCAUUGACCCGCCAUUCUCUCCCCGCUGCUAAGGCCUCACUCCCUCCCUCCCUCCUCCACCUGGCAGGCCACUACUGACGCUUCACCCACACCUCGAUGCCAGCGACAGACUCAGCCUGUUAGCCCAUGGCGAGUAUUUGAAAAGAGAUUUAAGGAGAGCAGUCAACAAGACUCACCUGGCCUGGGCCCAAACUCUUUAAGUUUCAUCCCUUUAGUCACCAUGAACUGACAAAGGGGGGCUAAGAGCCUGGGAGACUUGUCAGAAAUGAAACCUUGUUCUCUGUUGAGUGCACGACCCUGGAUCAGAGAGGCUGGGUCACAGUUUAGUUUUAUAGGGUUUGGUUUGAGAUCCUGAACUGCUGGUCAAGAAGGCCUUACCAGAUUCAAUAGAAAGUUCUUUUUCAUGCUGUUGUGUGUAUCCCCUCCAGCGUCUGGCAGGAGAGUAGAGACCACUGAUUGUCUACAGAUGCAGUUAGACACUUACAAUUAUUUCAGCAGAGUUUGUACUACUUUAAAAAUGUUCAAUUGGACCUCUAUGUGACAUGAAGCAUACGUGUUCAAUCUCAAUUCAUUUCUUUAUAAAUGCAAUACAAGGCCCUUUUAAUGAUUUAAAAAAAAAAGUUUUGAUAUCAGAUUGAUUGAAUUUAAAGUGAACUCAACUUUGACCCUGUGAUUCCUAAGCUCGGAGCCGAGGGAGCACAUACAGAAGAGGAACUGGGUGGCAGACUGUGGUGCAACGCCAUCCCCUCGUCCAAAAUAAACCAAACAAACCACAUACCAUGGACCACUAAUGAAGUCGAACACGCAAUCAAGCUGGAUUCAACUGAACACAUCACAGAAGAACAUCAGAAGUGCACUGUGGAUUUUUUUUCUCAUUAUAACUGGAAAUGAAACAGAAAAUAGUAAUAUUCUAAUACUUUUGUACUGUUACAGAACCACUUUAUAGGAAGUGUUGCAAUAGAAAGAGUAACCUUAGUUUUAGUGUUUACACAUUCACUUUCAGUUUACUUACCAUCAGUUUAUUUAAUAUUUAAAUUAAUAUUUCAGUAACUACUUGUGACGUCUGUCAUGCUAAGAUGAUGUAGUGCAAACUGUAUAUCAUAGUAUGUAUUUUUGACAUUAAUAUUCAAAUCUGAAAAAAAAUAUAUCUAUAUAUCUUCUAAAUCAAUCUUGAAAUCUG
This is a messenger RNA of Scomber scombrus (Atlantic mackerel), 5584 nucleotides long. RefSeq names its product atos homolog A (gene atosa). Lineage: Eukaryota; Metazoa; Chordata; Actinopteri; Scombriformes; Scombridae. The record is from RefSeq and is a predicted model, not a curated record. The transcript is spliced from 12 exons. Bases 1116 to 4436 code for a protein of 1106 amino acids.